Messenger RNA from Echinostoma caproni, 423 nucleotides. Lineage: Eukaryota; Metazoa; Platyhelminthes; Trematoda; Plagiorchiida; Echinostomatidae. The record is from the annotation of a GenBank genome assembly.
AUGAGAUUAGUGGAAGAUAUGGUUACUGCUGCUACCAGCUUGGCCCCCACCACUGAAAUGGACUACCCAUCGAAACAAUCCCAAGGUGGAUGGUUCGAUUUCUUUUUUGCUCACGAACCAACUGUGACCGAAUCGAUCAACGAAACAUUGCUUAUGGUCAGUGAAAAUGCAACCCUGGACAGAGAGGAACUGUCCACACAAAUUGUGGAUAUUAUCAGUACUGUACUAGUACCUGAGACGAGCACAGUUCACCCGGAAUUUCUUUGUGUGAAAGAUGAAUGGACCGAACCGGAUUUUCCACGAUACGCCUGUUCGGGAAGUAAAAUUACCUCAUGGAUUGCCACUGUGUUCUUGCUCAGUAUGAUUAUAUUUGGUAUCGUGAGUAAGUUCGCCAAAUAUUGCUCUUUUAUUAAUGCAACUUGA